Molecule: messenger RNA, 1650 nt
Organism: Exophiala spinifera
Lineage: Eukaryota; Fungi; Ascomycota; Eurotiomycetes; Chaetothyriales; Herpotrichiellaceae
Exons: 3
Coding region: 1-1650 (549 amino acids)
Biological process (GO): DNA-templated transcription
Molecular function (GO): DNA binding; zinc ion binding
Source: RefSeq, a predicted model, not a curated record
AUGCCUCGAGACACCGCUGGGCACAAUAGUCCCGUAAGAGGCGACAAAGACCCUGAAAAGCCUCAAGACCAACCGGUUCAUACUGGCGAUUUGGAACAGCGGCCAUUCUCAUCAUUCAAUUUGGUCGGUCCAUCGCGCCUGUCCUACUUGUCUCGGUUGAUUUUGACCGACAACGAACCGGCUCCGCAUUCUUACCCGGCUUCGUCAUGGACGCAAGCAACCAACGACGAUAAUCUAGUACAACAUCUGAUUACCCUAUAUUUCUGCUGGGAAUACCCAGUCUUUGCGAGUUUGUCCAAGGAGCACUUCCUCCUCGACUUUCACAAUGGAAACCAGAGAUUUUGUUCGCCGUUACUUGUGAACGCGAUCCUCGCUCUGGGCGCUCGCUAUAGUGAUCUCCCAGAGGCACGCAAAUUUCAAGAUGUCCCGUCGUCAGCUGGCGACCAUUUCUACGAAGAGGCGCAACGGCUGCUAGGCUACGAAGAUGUCCCCACCUUGACAAAGAUCCAAGCACUUGGUCUGAUGUCGCUGAGACAGGCGAGCUGCGGGAAUGACAUGAGCGGUUGGCACCUCUCUCGAAUUGCCAUGAGGACGGCGCUUGAUCUCGGAUUGCACCUGGCAGAUUCGCAAGACCGGCGAGCAGACCGAUUGCUGUACUCGAAUCCAGAACGCCAAGUCAGUGCCGCCACCUUCUGGGGAUGUUAUACUCUAGAACAGGCCUGGUCACUCUGUGUGGGACGAGAGCCUCAAGUAACGCCCGAGGAGGUAUUGGUUCACAAACCGAUCAAGAUCGACGAAAUUGAACACGAACAUUGGAGGCCGUAUUCAGACCAAGGCGUCGACCCCGAUCCCACCCUUCACCAGCCGAGCAAUAUUAGGUCGGUGUACAAGGUGUUCGCCGAGCUUGCACAGCUCGUGCAUAAGACGAACCUGUGCUUGCAGUCGGAAGACACACAAGAAAUCACGCUCUCAGUUCGGGCCCUGUACACAGAGCAUCUCCAAUUCUACAGCUCACUACCAGAUGCGCUCCGGCUCGGCAGAAACUCGACACCACCUGUUUUGUUUGCGCAUAUCUUCUACCAUUUCGCCGUUUUACUCCUCUUCAGACCAUUCUUCAACACCGGCAUAUUCGACACUGUCCCGGUUACACGUCAGAUCUGCGUAGAAGCCACCGAGAACAUUCUCUCUCUCCUCAAGGCCUACCGGAACUUGUACACCCUCCGCCGGACGCCGGCGUUCAUACCGUACAUUAUCAUGUCUGCCGAGCUCGCGCGCAUGGCGGACCACAAGACACGAACCGAGGGUCGCGAAGUCUACAGAACACCAAGCAUACGGUACCUGAGGGAACUGGCCCUGGCACAUCCAUUUGCCGUCCGCGCGAUCUUGAUUUGCAAGUUUUUUCUGGACGGCUGGAAGCUCGAGUUGGCCCCCGAGGACGACUGCGACGUCCCCUAUGCCUUGGCCAAGAACGAAGACGGCAUGGCCUUGUCCCAUUCUGUCACGUUCUUCAGACCGGACGAAGACCUGGAACGGCAUCAUACGGGACUGGCUAGCUCGUCGCCACUCAGCCACCAGCCCGCGUCGAGACUGCGCUUCGCACCGUUUCCGCAACAGGGCGCCCAUCUAGGCAGUAUGGGUCUGGGACCCUGA